UUAGUGAAUUUAAUGAAUGUCACUUUUUGUCAUUUUCAAAUUUCCCGCCGUUCCGUCCCCGUACGUCCCGACGUCGCAGGGGACGGAACCCAGAAGACAGAUGCCGGCAUCUGCUGGAGGACAUUACAGGGGACACUACAGGAGGGACAUCACGGAGCGCAAGACAAGGUAAGAGAAGAACAGAUCCCAGAGCAGCGCCGCAUGGUAAGCCCGAGUGUAGCUCGGGGUUAAGGCUUGUGGUACUGAAAUUUUACCCCGAGCUACACUCGGGAAUACCGCCAGGAAGGCUCGAGCAGCCAUAGGGUGUUUAUUUACUAACACUGGAGAGUGUAAAAAUCUGGUGCAGCUCUGCAUAGAAACCAAUCAGCUUCCAGGUUUUAUUGACAAAGCUUAAUUGAACAAGCUGAAGUUAGGAGCUGAUUGGUUACUAU
This is a messenger RNA of Staurois parvus, 431 nucleotides long. Lineage: Eukaryota; Metazoa; Chordata; Amphibia; Anura; Ranidae. The record is from the annotation of a GenBank genome assembly.